AUGUACCGACCGUGUGUCGGUAUAGGUAUCCAUACAGCACAGUACCUAGAGCGAGCGACACGACGCCUGGGCGCUGGCCAUGUCUGCUCACUUUUUGCUUUGAUCCAUCCCGCUUCACGCUUCUCUUCACCUGCGAAAAUCGCGCCCCCCAGGCCUUGGCUCCAACCCGCCUCCACCACCACACCUGCCUGGCCCUGGACUGGAACCUGCACCUGCACCUGCACCUGCACCUGGGCAGGGGGCGCUUCAUCUUCCAAGGCUCCGACUUUGCGUUCUUGA
Molecule: messenger RNA, 279 nt
Organism: Plenodomus lingam JN3
Lineage: Eukaryota; Fungi; Ascomycota; Dothideomycetes; Pleosporales; Leptosphaeriaceae
Source: RefSeq, a predicted model, not a curated record